AAUAGAACUACAUUUUACCAGUGGACCCAAAGUGUUAAUGAGGGGAAUCUACAGCAUCUUGAGCUGGACCUGGAUUAAGACUUCAGAAGAAUGUCCAGUGACCAGCGGAUAAACUCUCAGUGAACUGAAACUGCAGUGUUACUAGGGCAGCAUUUUUGCUUCUUCUUUUAAAUGCCAAGUGUUGCAUCAGCAGCACGAAUAGGCCAAACAGAAACAGAAUGUUGUUAACAAUCUGGACGACAUCAUGGAUUUUAGAGCUCUCUGCGUCAAACUCGUGAUGAGUGUGAUCAUCCUGCUAUGUGCACAUGAUCAGAAAAUUGAUGCAGCUUCUCUUCAUAUCCUUCCAAACAGAUUACAGUUCUUUGAAUAUGAAGCAGUGACAUUUUACUGUGACGGGGUUGAUUAUUGUGAAGUUGUGCAUAAAGUCAAAGGGAAAAUAAAAACAUGUCCCAAUACUAAGAAGAGAACACCGACAGGAUCAUCCUGCACCAUCACAAAUGUUUAUCUAGAUGACAGUGGGGAGUACUGGUAUGAGACUGAAGGAGGGAUCAGAAGCAACAGUAUCAACAUCUCUGUCACUGCUGGUUCUGUGAUCCUGGAGAGUCCUGCUAUUCCUGUGAUGGAAGGAGAAGCUGUGACUCUGAGCUGCAGAAACAAGUUAACUCCCUCAGACUUCAUGGCUGAUUUCUAUAAAUAUGGAGUCCACAUCAGCAACACCUCAACAGGAAACAUGACCAUCCACAAAGUUUCCAAGUCUGAUGAAGGAUAUUACAAAUGCAGCAUUUUAGGAGUUGGAGAAUCACCAGAGAGCUGGCUCAGUGUCACAGAGACCAAGACAGACCCCUCCUCACAGCCCAGCUGUCAUAUUUACCUCGUCUUACGGACUGUGUUCACCAUCAUAAUGGUGGCUCUGCUGUUGCUGCUUGUGGGACUUCUUCACUCUGGAAAAAUCGGAGCCACAAACCCUAAUUUAAGCUCAAUCCCAUGAAAUUGCAACUGUUAUGAUACAUGUAACAGCGCAGGCAAUGGUUGUUAUGAUUAACAGAAAUAGGCAAUAGAAAGCUGUCCUCCAUUCUUCAUUGACUGAUAAAUUAAACAAUCCAAAUAUGCCAUGUAUUGUUUUGUAAUUGAACUAGAUGUGUCCAUUUGCAUUAUUUGCAUGUCUAUUAAUUGUUAUAAACAUGCGCGUAUUCAGGUAGAUAAACCUGACAGACCCACGUGGCAGUGGAUUCAGAUCCUAACAAAAGCAAUUGUAUGUUAUGUAAAAUUUUAACUUAAAUGAACUUGUUCUGUGUGCUUUGACUUUUUGUAAGUGUAUGAAUGCUGUCACAAGAAAAAAGCUGCUGAAGCUUGACCGUUAAUUGUGGUCUUUUUGUGGUCAGCAGUGAAAUAAAUCUGCAAAGUUUUACACUGACCUUUAGAUUCUAGCAAAAGGGAUUUUAGCGUAAUCCCUUUUAAUCCAGUUAUAUAGAAAUAUUUUCUUUUACUUGUUCUCUGUUAAACUCUAUUAAAUUAUAUAUUUGGUAUUCAGA
This is a messenger RNA of Oreochromis aureus, 1532 nucleotides long. Its product is annotated as low affinity immunoglobulin gamma Fc region receptor II-like. Gene Ontology annotation, molecular function: transmembrane signaling receptor activity. NCBI's taxonomy places the organism in Eukaryota, Metazoa, Chordata, Actinopteri, Cichliformes, Cichlidae. The coding region runs from base 245 to 988 and encodes 247 amino acids. The record is from RefSeq and is a predicted model, not a curated record. Gene Ontology annotation, biological process: cell surface receptor signaling pathway. The transcript is spliced from 6 exons.